Messenger RNA from Crotalus tigris (Tiger rattlesnake), 1515 nucleotides. RefSeq names its product fetuin-B-like. Gene Ontology annotation, biological process: binding of sperm to zona pellucida; negative regulation of endopeptidase activity. Lineage: Eukaryota; Metazoa; Chordata; Lepidosauria; Squamata; Viperidae. The coding region runs from base 71 to 1306 and encodes 411 amino acids. Gene Ontology annotation, cellular component: extracellular region. The record is from RefSeq and is a predicted model, not a curated record. Gene Ontology annotation, molecular function: metalloendopeptidase inhibitor activity; cysteine-type endopeptidase inhibitor activity. The transcript has 7 exons.
CUGUCAGAACCUUGCUCUCUUUAGUAUAGCUCCAGUUGGUGUCUUCUCUGCUUCCGCAAAAAUUUCCAAAAUGCGUCUUUUAAUUUCCUUUUUCAUUGGGAUACAGAUGCUUCUCUCAAUGGUUGCCUCUUCCCCUGUUCCCUUUGUUCACCCAUCAUGCAAUUCUUUGGAGGUAAAGGCAGCUGCAGAAGCGGCCGUUGACAAACUCAAUGCAGAUCGGAAAGAAGGCUACAUUCUUGGCCUCCUGCGCAUUUUUGAUGCCCGUGAACUCACCCGGUUUGGUAGUUCUCUUUUCUACCUCACCUUGGAUAUGUUAGAAACCGAUUGCUAUGUCCUGACUAAGAAACCAUGGAAAGAAUGCAAGAUUAGAAAUCUAUACGAGACAGUCUAUGGUCAAUGCAAAGUAGUAAUUGUUUACAACAAGAAUACAGAUUAUUCGUACCUGUACAGUUAUCACUGUGCUUUACGCCCAGUUUCUAGUUCGGUUAUUGUACGUCUUUGCCCUGACUGUCCAAUGCCUAGAAAUACUUCUGAAGCCGUUUUUCAGCACACAGCAUUGGAAUCACUGGCCAAAUUCAAUGCUGAAAAUGAACAUAAUCGUUAUUUUGGCCUUGAUAAGGUCACCAAAGCCAGUACACAGUGGGUUGUUGGUCCUUCCUACUUCAUGGAAUACACCAUCCGUGAGACUUCCUGUCCCAAAAGUACGCCUGUGUCUGACGUCACUCAGUGCCCCUUCCUCCCAGUUGAAACUGCAAAAAGAGGUCUAUGCAAAGGCUCUGUGAUCAUCAGUGAGAUAGAAAAAAAGAAAUUUGUCACUGUAAAAUGUGAAUUCUUCCCACCUCCGCCCUCAUUUACAGAUGACCAGACUCCACAAUCCAAGGACAGACCUAGGCAGGAGGAACAUCAGGAUGAUAGUGAAAGACACAGAGAUCACCAUGAACAGAGUGGACACCACCAGCCCCACCACCACAAACAACAUGAGCAGAACCAUGAACACCAGGAGCCACACCAUCCUCACCCCUCAGCUGGCAUCAAAGAAAUACCACAAAUGCCAAAGAAACCAGUAGGGCAGGUGAUCUACUAUCCUCCUUCGAGCAAACUGGAAGUGCAGGUGCCCAACCCGGCCUCUAACCCUACGCUCGCUUCUCCAGAACAGGAUGCCACUACUCACUCAGCCAGGCCAGCUGGGCCAAUCAUUCCUCCCUUCCCCAGAGAGUUUUCCCAAUCAGCCCAAUGUCCAGGAGACAUUUUAAUAGAGAUCCGUGGCCUUCAACUGCCUUCACGGCCACUGGCUGAAACCUCCUAAACAAAAAGUGGUGUAUAACACUGAAAGCUUAAUUCAGAGGAAACAGAGCAAAACCUUCUGGAUGAGCAGGAAAAGAAAGGAAGUAAAAGCUCUUUCAUUACCAAAAAGUAUCUGGAAAUGUGGAUGUAGACAGUAUUAAUAUAUGUGAACAUAUUAGAAAAUCCUUCAGAUAUGAAAAUAAAUAAAACUUGGCAAUUAAGCUCUCUUAA